This is a messenger RNA of Exophiala bonariae, 885 nucleotides long. RefSeq lists its product as uncharacterized. The record is from RefSeq and is a predicted model, not a curated record. The transcript is spliced from 2 exons. The coding region runs from base 1 to 885 and encodes 294 amino acids. NCBI's taxonomy places the organism in Eukaryota, Fungi, Ascomycota, Eurotiomycetes, Chaetothyriales, Herpotrichiellaceae.
AUGUUGCAACCAGAUCGCUUCAUGGAAGGUGUUGAACAGCCCAACUCUGAGCAACCACCAACCAAAGAGCUGCAGGAAGAGCAUCCCCAAUGUUUACGAGCAAUGUGCCAGGCACUCCACCACCUUCCGGUCCAGCCAGUCAAGUCGAUUGAAGAAUUGCAUGUAUUUGCAGAUGUAUGCAAUUUCUAUGGUUGUGUUCGGGCUUUAUCGUUUCAAAUUCAGAGCUGGACAGAACGCUGGGACUUUUCCACACUGGCAAGUAGUCAGCUGCAGAGAUUACUUUGGGUAUCCUUCAUUUUCCACCUGCGCAGCACAUUCAAGCAGGCGAGCAGCAGAUUGGCACAGUCAUUGACACCCGCCCAGUGGAAAGCCUGGGAUGUUCAUCCUAUGCCUGCUAAGCUGAAAGAGGACGUGAGAACGAUGUGCGAGGAUUUGAAGUGGGAUAUGCAAAUGCCAAUCGAAAACGCCUUCGGUGAGGUCAUUAAUAACGAGCAUGAGCAUGACAGGAAUGAUGGGGAUAAGAAAUGUUCAGAUUGUGGUCUCAACAAGCCUCGGCAGACCAGGAAAUGUGGUAACUGCCGGUCUACCAACUUCGAGGACUAUGUCUGCACCAAUGCAACGCGGUUGCUCUCACUCGAGGGGUGGCUGCAUCGCGAAGACCUUUGGCCAUUGAGCGACCAUCGUGGGAAGAGUUGCCACAAUCUGAACCAGCAUCGCCAGAUGGCUUCCUUCCAUGUCCAAUAUCGCGAUCCUUGUGCUGAUGAAAAGGCAUGUCCACUACUCCAGUCAAAGGAGAAAUUGCGCGGACGAAUGGAGGAGGCAUUCGACAAGAGCCCUGGACUGAGCCUCGACAAUUACGACGACGAGAACGAGGUGCCCGAAUAG